UUUUGGAGCUGUCGGAUUCAAUACACAAAUUUACUCUUACAUUCUUAAAAAUACAAAGAAAUAAUUAUAUUUUCUUUUCUACGAGCAAGCAGCUGAGAAGAGAGGUGGCUUCGUGGUAAAAUAUAGAAAUCAGCCGCAUUUUUGUCCUCCGGAAUGGCCUUCGUAGCGCGUCGGAGCAGCGAUGGCUCGGUGGUGGAUCGUCAUCAGGUUUCCGGAAGGAGCACUCUGCGUCCUUUGUCCUUGUCGGAUAUUAGUGACGAGGAUUCAGAGUCAGUGCUGGGAUAUACGAACAGCACUUACGGAGCUCCCACCGUGAGAUAUGUGGGUCAGGGAGAGAACGAUAUCGAUACGGAAAGCGAAAUGGAACCCGAAUCAAAAGGUUUAGCUGAGGAUCAUAACGAAGAUGCGGACCUACACUUUGAAGACUCCCUGGAAGAUCCAGCCGAUAUUUCAGGCAGUGAAACUGAUUCUAUUCUGAGCUUUUGCCAUCAACUGGAGGAGGAGGAGGCCAACGAUGCCAUGCGCAGUGGCAUGAUGGACUAUACAGAUGAAGAUACGGUAGAUUAUCCAGAUGAUGAUGUGGAUGCAGAGGAUGUAGAGGAUGAGGAUCAGAAGAGCAUGGGCAAGGGUGAUGAUGCGACUGUCACGGAUACGGAGACCGUGAUGAACUUCGACCAGGAUCUGAUUAGCCUGAGCUCUUUUGACAGCUGCACACCAACAGUGACACAGCGUUCAGAGGAUCUGGAUAAUCUUAGCGCCAAGACCUUUUUCAAGCAGGACGUGAUGGAGGACAACAUCAGCAGCAAGACCUUCUUCAAGCAGGACCAACUGGAUGGCCUCAGUGGGAAGACCUCCUACAAGUCAGCCAUCAAGGAUAAGAGGCAGCGAUCACCUGUGGACCUCGAAACGGAUCAGCUAUCCAGUCGCACCUAUAACCUGAGCACUGGAGGAAGUACAAGGGUCAGCAAUAGGGGCAGCAAUCGGGCAAGCAAUCGCCUCCAUGAUGGAUCCUCACUGUCCACCUGCAGCUGGUCGGAGAUGUAUGGCGGUGCCCUGCAGCCCGCCGAUGGGCGUAGCAACAUUGUGCCCUCGCUGAGCCUGGCCAGCGCCACCUCGGACACUUCGACCUACUUCAAGAGUCUGGAGGAGAACAAGGAGCGCCAGGGACAGGCGGCCUUCGAGGACUGGAAGGCGCGGAAAGCGGCCCAGAAGCAAAAGACUCUGAUGGCCGCCAAGAAGGAGCAGCAGAAACGGGAGGCGGAGGCGGCUCUGCGCCAGAAACUGUCCCAGGAACGCUUCCAGGAGUGGUGUCGCCGCAAGGAGGAGCAGCAGCAAAAGCAACUGAAGCAGCAGCAGCAGCAAAUGCAGAUUCUACGCAAAAAGACAACGACCUCCAGCCAGUCGAGCUCGGGCAACUCCUCAGCCUCCAGCUUAAUUUCCGGUUGCGGAUCUGGAUCCAGUUCGGGUGUGGGUUCGAGUGCAGGUCCUGUGAAGAAGGUGCCGCCGGAGAUCACCAAUAAGAGGAUCAAGGAGUGGGAGCGCAUCAAGGCGGAGCAACAGCAGAUCGAAAGGGAGCGUCAAAAGAAGCUGCAGGACAACAAGCAGAAGCUGGAGGCGGAGCGCAGGCAGCGCUCCCAGGGCGCCUGGAAGAACUGGAUGAAACAGGUGGACAAGCGGGCCAAGCCGGUGCCUUUAAACCAGGGCUUCGAUACCCUCCGCGGCACUAUCUCCAACAUCUACAUCAAUCCCGUCCAGUGGGUGUCCAACAUUGAUCCGCAGGACUCUGGACGCAGUCGUUAGGUUGGAUUGUGCGGGGGUCAUUCAUACGUUCGUUACACUAUCGUCCAUUCUGGAAGAUGUCGCUAGGGUUGCUGGGCCAACCAAUUAAUUAUUAACCUACUAUACAUUUGUUUUUCGGAUCGUGGCGGUGGAUCCCACAUUGUUUUAGCUUCGCAAGUUGACCAAUAAACAAUAUCAGCAUCUUUAACUAUA
Molecule: messenger RNA, 1992 nt
Organism: Drosophila subpulchrella
Lineage: Eukaryota; Metazoa; Arthropoda; Insecta; Diptera; Drosophilidae
Product: probable serine/threonine-protein kinase yakA
Exons: 2
Coding region: 154-1800 (548 amino acids)
Source: RefSeq, a predicted model, not a curated record